Molecule: messenger RNA, 582 nt
Organism: Penicillium antarcticum
Lineage: Eukaryota; Fungi; Ascomycota; Eurotiomycetes; Eurotiales; Aspergillaceae
Product: DUF3237 domain-containing protein
Exons: 2
Coding region: 1-582 (193 amino acids)
Source: RefSeq, a predicted model, not a curated record
AUGUCUCCCACCGCAUCACCCGGUAACGGCAUCUUCCCCAAUGGCCCUACUAUGCGCCAACCAUCCCUAUCCUGGCUCUAUAGACUAGAAUGCUCUACCGAAGAGCAUGAACUUGGAGCUCCGCACAGCGGCGAUACUAUUCGCAGUAUUGCAAACAUUUCGCGCGGCAGUCUCAAAGGGCCUGGAAUCCAGGGAGAAAUCCUGCCGUUGGGAGGCGCAGAUUGGGCGACAGUCGUGAAGGGCACACAUUCUAUGACUCUUGAUGCCCGCUACACUGUCCGCACAUCCGAUAACCAUUACCUCUACAUCCGCGCACACGGCUUAUACCGUCCAGGUCCAGGAACAGACUACGCUAGAUCCGUCGAGGAGAAUCCGCAUUUCGUUCCACCUGCAACUGUGACUCAGGAUGAUGUGGAAUUCUUCUCCCAUCUCCGCAUUGAAGCUGGACCGGGUUCUUACAAUUGGUUGAAUGGAUUGGUCUGUCUGGGUGUGAUGUGCUGCCAAGAUGAAAAGAUCUGGAUUGAUGCGUAUCAUUUAACCAAUUUCCCGGGUAUGAAGCCUGAGGAUGUUGUAGCUAGAUAG